Molecule: messenger RNA, 1410 nt
Organism: Rosa rugosa (rugosa rose)
Lineage: Eukaryota; Viridiplantae; Streptophyta; Magnoliopsida; Rosales; Rosaceae
Product: FBD-associated F-box protein At1g66310-like
Exons: 4
Coding region: 31-1410 (459 amino acids)
Molecular function (GO): protein binding
Source: RefSeq, a predicted model, not a curated record
UACUUGACUAGAGUUGCAGUCACACACACAAUGAAAAUGUCUCUGCGGAUGUCGUUCUCAGAUGAUUAUCCCUUUGUUUUUCGGCAACAAAUCCGAUCUUUCAGGGGUGAGGAUAGGAUCAGUCAAUUACCAGAUGCUGUUCUUCGUCACAUACUUUCCUUUGUUCCAGCAACCAAAUGUGUUAUGAGAACCUGCAUUUUGUCUAAAAGGUGGAAGGACAUAUGGGCCUCUAUUCCCAAUCUAUACUUCCGUGAUGAACAGUUCUCCUCUUCUGCUGAUUUCAUAGCCUUCGUUGAUCGUGUGCUUCUCCAUCAUGAUUCAUCAGCCAUUCAAAAGUUCCAUCUUCAUUUCAAUCGUUAUUGUGUUGAGGAUUUCUCUCGUGUUGAUAGUUGGAUUAGCACUGCCGUAAGGUGUAAUGUUGUGGAACUAGUCCUUUCUAUUGGUUCAGGUGGACAAGCGAUGUUUGAGUUGCCUCUAAGCCUUGUGACUUGCAAAACACUUGAGGUUUUGAGGCUGAUGUCAUUGUUUAUCAUCAAUAAUGUGCCUACAUCAGGGUGUUUCCCAAGCCUGAAGUGCUUCCAUCUCCAUUUUACAGAUAACUAUGCUAAUUACACCGCGAUGUGGUUGUUUUAUUUCUCUGUGCUUGAACAUUUUACUAUAGAUGGAGAUCCUGGACCAAGUUUAUUGGAUCUCAGCAUCUAUGCUGAAUUGAAGACAUUAAGGAUAGAAUUUUCCAGUUCAAAUGAUAUGCAUAAGUAUUACAAUAUUGAUAUUGAUGCCCCGGAUCUUGAGAAACUUGAUCUCAAGGUGGGUUCUCUGUCAAAUUUUAGUUUGACGGAUACAAAGUCGCUAGUUGAAGCCGAUAUUAAACUCUGUUUGCAUCCCAAUGAAGAUUAUGUACAAGAGGACUCUGUUAGGCGUGUAGAGUUUCUGGCAGCAAUUUCUAUUGUUAAAUAUCUGUCUCUUUCCGGGAGUAUCUAUGAGGUUUGCUUUGUGCCUGCAUUGGAUAAUUUGAUCAAACUGAGGCUGGUUCAUUUUGGCGGCUCUCACUGGUGGAAAACACUAAUGAAGUUGCUCGAGAGAUCACCUAAUCUAGAAUGUCUUGAUAUAGACCACCGGAUUCAUCCAACCCGAAGACAGGUGGAAGUGGAGGUGAUUGAACUUCCUGAGAAAGAAGAGGAGGUGAUUGAACUGCAUGUUGGCUUAGAUAGAUCUGAAAAAUUUACACUGACAACUGACCAUGUAUUUUCAACAAAGUGUGGUUACAAUAUAGAAGUCACUCAAACAUGGAAGCACAUGACACUUUCCAUCAAUAAUGAGGUCAGAGCCGGAACAUAUCCAAAUCAUGUACGGAGAGCAGGCAUGGCUCGUCGCUUAAUGGAGAGAAGUGCUAAUGCUAAAUCCUCUUAA